AAGUUAGUAAAAUCGUAUCUUAUCCAUGUUAAUAAGUUCAUCCUCCUCCUAUCCCACAAUGCUAUGUCCCCCCAACUUCCGCCACCACUGAUCACUGCAAGUUUAGAAACAGCAUGUUACAUAUAGUAUUUAAUAUAUGAAGUUAUACAUAUUAUUGUCAUAUUUUUACAGAAGGCCUCCGGACCCGAUAUGGUGCCGAAGGAAAAGCGAAACUAUUCUACUCUUCGUGCAACAAUAACCCACUUCUCAAGCCGAUCAUGGAUACGUUGAUGUCCAAAGCGAAGAGUAAUUCUUAUAGUGCAUCCACUCGCCUAGGGUCUGAAUCACUACACAGAAUUCGCAACAUCAAGACUUGGGGUUGGAUGUUCAAGGAUUUACUUGAACCUCAAUUCCCAUUUUUUGAUGAUGACGCCAGAAAACUUACAUUCUUGGUUGGACCAGAACGAUCCUACCCCCAAGCGUGCACCAGUUUUACUCGUGAACUCUUUCCCGAAAUUCUUGCCAAGCUUUUUAUCCUACACCAUUACGAUAUAGAUCAAGGUGAAAGUGUGACAGAUUUGACGAGCAAAAUCUGGAAGACGUUUAAAUCAAAGAUGGUUGACUCGACAGAUUGGAUUGACGGUGUCAAUUCCAAGUUGAAUAUUAGCUCAAGUAUCGGCAAUUUGAGUACGAUCGUUGGACUCCUUGGUCACAUUAUGAACGAAACUGCGAUGGAUGCCAGAUAUGAGAAUGUAUCAAUAUAUGGAUACCAUUCAUCCUUUUUGAACAACUUGAAGCAGCUUCUGCGUAUGAGAACUGAGGCGGAGCUGGACAUUGAAUUAGAACGAAAAUUUGACGAGUCUACAUCCCGAGCUAAUGCAUUUUACAAUAGUCUUUUGAACAACAUCUUUAUUCCGGCGGGGAUCAUCCGAGCGCCAAUAUUUGAUCAUGAGUUUCCGGAUUUAUUAAAAUUCUCAAAGUUGGGGAGCACAUAUGGCCACGAAUUGGCACAUUCUUUAGAUCCAUACAUUAACGGAAUAGGACUGAAAGGCUAUUUUUUGAGCCAGAAUUAUUCUUCAGGAAUUUUUGCCAAUUUGUGAAAUCUUAAUUUAAUUUGCAGAUGAGUCAGGAGUGUUUAUUGAAUUUCUAAAAUCUGUCGUAAACCAACGUACCAGAGACAACUUUGCAGAAAAAUGUGCAUGCGUUGAAGCGCAGUAUAAUGUAUUUCACGUCCCCCUUCCUCCAGGCUAUGAGAACACCACACUCGUCGUAAACGGGACACUCACUUUGAAAGAAAACGUCGCGGACAUUAUUGGUAUGCAGGUUGUAUUUGACUCUUUCGUAGAAAAUAUGGGGUCGUCCGUACCAUAAAUACCGCCCGGACUGGAAAAGUUUACUUGGCAGCAAAUAUUCUUCAUAGCAAGUGCUCAAGAGAAAUGUCACUCUUAUGUAAACGAUGAGAUGGAGAUGCUUCUUUUGAAGGAACAGGUAGAAAAAGACCCCCACAGUCCUAGCUCAAUCCGGGUCCUUGGUACUUUCAGCAACAAUGACGAGUUUGCAAAAGCGUUUAACUGUCCGGUAGGAUCACGAUAUAAUCCAGAAAAGAAGUGCAGAUUCUUUGUGCCCACUGCGUUUUAAUGCGGAUUGGUAAAACGAAAAAUUUUCAGAUACUGCUCGCCACCACUGCAGAUAUUUAAUUGAUUAAUAAGUUGUUUUCGAAAUUUGUCAAUUUCAAUUAGCCAAAUUUUGCUUACGUUGAAAUGUAAUAUAUGUAACGCGUGGUUUAUGUUUUGUACAUAAUUUUUUGCCUUUUAUAUUCAGAAGACCUUUGUUUGGAAUAGUUUGGA
Molecule: messenger RNA, 1826 nt
Organism: Folsomia candida
Lineage: Eukaryota; Metazoa; Arthropoda; Collembola; Entomobryomorpha; Isotomidae
Product: neprilysin-2
Exons: 2
Coding region: 258-1079 (273 amino acids)
Biological process (GO): protein processing
Cellular component (GO): plasma membrane
Molecular function (GO): metalloendopeptidase activity
Source: RefSeq, a predicted model, not a curated record